AAAAGAGGAGGACUUCGACAAACACUCUCACACACUCUCACAAACUCUCAGAUUCUCACACACUCACUCACACACACACCGCUCAGGAUGUCUGCUCCUCGUGUUAUCCUGUCAGUGCUGGUGCUGAUGUUCAUCUGUAUCUCUGUGACUGAAGGUCUGCGUGGAACCGGUCCAAAGAAAUGCUGCUUUCGCUUCAGCAACUCUCCGCUGCCAAGAAACAAAGUGGUGGGAUACGUGAAUACCAGCCAGCGCUGCUCCAACCCCGCUGUGCUGCUGAAGACAGUGGCCGGACGCCAGGUGUGUGCCAGACCUUCAGACUCCUGGGUGAAGGAGCUGAUCAGCUCGCUGGACGCUGCAGUGGGAGACACGUCCCACCUGUAACACCAGCACCAACACCCUUAAAGACCACCACCGAUGAACACCACCUCAUUCAGACUGCAGCUCUGUCCUCUUGACCCACCCAGUCCUCUCAGAGGAACACUCAGACCGUCCUCACUGUGAUUCAAUACUUUAUUCAUCAGUCAGUAGAGUAUAAGCUACAUGAUAUGUCUGCGCUCUGGACUUGUUUUUGUUUGAAUUCUCUAAAUAUGAAGAAAAAUAUAAUCUAUGACUGUGAGCUUCUGAAAAAUUCUUAAUUCUUUCAAAUAAAAGAAAGAAGUUUCAGCUUGA
This is a messenger RNA of Salarias fasciatus (jewelled blenny), 669 nucleotides long. Its product is annotated as C-C motif chemokine 4-like. Gene Ontology annotation, biological process: immune response. Gene Ontology annotation, molecular function: chemokine activity. Lineage: Eukaryota; Metazoa; Chordata; Actinopteri; Blenniiformes; Blenniidae. Bases 88 to 381 code for a protein of 97 amino acids. Gene Ontology annotation, cellular component: extracellular region. The record is from RefSeq and is a predicted model, not a curated record. The transcript has 3 exons.